AGGGCGAUAGUGUUCUUAAGUCUUGGACAGGGGUGAAUAUGUAAUUUCCUUCUUGUCAUUUCCGGCAAAAACUGUAAAAUAGACAUGAAACAUUAACCAAAUUUGAACAGCCAUAAUCCAUAAAUCCAGAGCACAGACAAGUAGAGAAGCAGAGAAAGAAAUGGAGGCAGUGGUAGCAGCACAACAACCAGUGAUAAAAGUGGCGGCUCUUUGUGGGUCUCUUCGUAAAGCCUCCUUCAACCGCGGCCUCAUUCGCUCUGCUAUGCAAUUGGUGAAGGACUCCGUGAAGGGCAUGGAGAUAGAGUACGUCGACAUUGCGCCAUUGCCAAUGCUCAAUACUGAUCUCGAAGUUAAUGGAACUUAUCCUCCCGUUGUUGAAGCGUUUCGUCAAAAGAUUCUUCAGGCUGAUUGUUAUCUCUUUGCUUCUCCUGAGUAUAAUUACUCUGUUUCUGGUCCUCUGAAGAAUGCAAUUGAUUGGGCAUCCAGACCACCAAAUGUUUGGGCUGAUAAAGCUGCUGCUAUUGUAAGUGCUGGCGGAGGCUUUGGAGGGGGACGAGCACAAUAUCACCUUCGCCAAAUUGGAGUUUAUCUUGAUCUUCAUUUCAUUAAUAAACCUGAAUUCUUCUUGAAUGCAUUCCAGCCUCCUGCCAAAUUCGAUAGUGAUGGCAACUUGAUUGAUGAACAAUCCAAGGAACAAUUAAAAGCAGUCCUUCUUGCCUUAAAGGCCUUUACCUUGCGCCUCCAAGGUAAAGGCUAUAUUUAGGAUGCAUUGGAGCUGUGCAAGUCAUGUAUACUUUGAAAUGUGAUUCAUUCGGGAUUUUAUUGCAGCAUCAAAACCUUAAUUUAAAUAUUCUUUUGGCCAAACUGUGUGAUGUUCGAGUUUUUCAUAAACAUUUGUAUUUUGUACCAGCUUGCUGUGCACUAUUUCUUCUGUUUCUUAAUGUGUAAAUAAAAUCCCAGUUGUUUGUCAUGUAUGACAUAGCUUGAUGUUUGA
Messenger RNA from Pistacia vera, 994 nucleotides. RefSeq names its product NAD(P)H:quinone oxidoreductase-like. The transcript has 3 exons. The record is from RefSeq and is a predicted model, not a curated record. Gene Ontology annotation, molecular function: FMN binding; oxidoreductase activity. NCBI's taxonomy places the organism in Eukaryota, Viridiplantae, Streptophyta, Magnoliopsida, Sapindales, Anacardiaceae. Gene Ontology annotation, cellular component: cytosol. The coding region runs from base 161 to 763 and encodes 200 amino acids.